AUGGACGCCGCCAAGCACGACGUCUUCCACCUCUCCUACCUCCUCCUCGCCUUCCACAGCCUCUCCUUCACGCUCCUCUUCAUUGCCUCCGUCGUCGGCGCCUCCUGUCGCGGCUGGUGGCUCCCUUGCAGCCUCUCCCUGACCACCUCUCUGGCGGUGACCGUCGCGGUGCAGGUCGUCAUGCGCACCUACUGGCGGAUAUUGCGACGGCUGGAGAGGGAGCACGAGGAUAAGCGGGCUCUCACGCAGUGCGUGCGAGAGAUGCGGAUGAAGGGUGCAGACUUCAACCUCUCCAAGGAGCCACAAAAAAGCUCGAAGUGA
Messenger RNA from Zingiber officinale, 321 nucleotides. RefSeq lists its product as uncharacterized. The record is from RefSeq and is a predicted model, not a curated record. The transcript has a single exon. Lineage: Eukaryota; Viridiplantae; Streptophyta; Magnoliopsida; Zingiberales; Zingiberaceae. Bases 1 to 321 code for a protein of 106 amino acids.